AUUAUCAAGCAGGUGGAGUAUUACUUGAGUGAUGAAAAUUUGCCGAAUGACAAGUUUUUGAUGAAGUAUGUUACAAACAAUGUAGAAGGAUUUGUCCCUUUAGGAGUUAUUGCUUCCUUCAGGAAAAUGAAGAAACUUACAAGAGAUAUGUCAUUCAUCGUCUCUGCAUUGAAGGAAUCUGACCUUCGUCGAGUGUUUGGUGAAGCUGGAAACAUUAAGAGAAUUACGGUUCGGGACCCACAUGAUGCCAAAGACCCAAAAAAGUGCACUGAUGCAGAAAAGCUGAUAAACGGGAAGAUGCAUGCUUUUAUAAUGAAGAUUCAUGCACUUGUGGAGUACGACAAUUUGGAGGCUGCGGAGAAAGCUGUGGCAACUUUAAACAAUGAACAAGAUUGGAGAUACGGUUUGAGGGUCAAGUUUGUCAAGAAAUUGAAACCGGGGCAUAAGAUUAAAAUGUGGAAGGAAUCGGAGGCUGAGAAAGCUAGCAAUGUUGAAACAUCAGUAUAUUUAACGAGAGAGAAAAACGAGGUGCAUUUGGCUAAAGAGAAGAAUGGGCAGAAAGGUCGAAACAGAGGACGUGGAAGGAGACAGCAGCAGUACCACGGUCCAAAUGGCCAUGGACAUGGAACACAAUUUACGAGUCAUGGGAUUGAACCAUCAAAGCCGCCACCAGGCCCGAAAAUGCCAGAUGGAACCAGAGGAUUUACGAUGGGCAGGGGACGCCCUUUGGCUACCACCAAUUGAAGACAACC
This is a messenger RNA of Erythranthe guttata (spotted monkey flower), 752 nucleotides long. NCBI's taxonomy places the organism in Eukaryota, Viridiplantae, Streptophyta, Magnoliopsida, Lamiales, Phrymaceae. The record is from RefSeq and is a predicted model, not a curated record.